Messenger RNA from Gallus gallus (chicken), 3479 nucleotides. It is a transcript of the gene CCDC126, whose product is annotated as coiled-coil domain containing 126. The transcript is spliced from 4 exons. NCBI's taxonomy places the organism in Eukaryota, Metazoa, Chordata, Aves, Galliformes, Phasianidae. The coding region runs from base 1602 to 2021 and encodes 139 amino acids. The record is from RefSeq and is a predicted model, not a curated record.
AUCAGUUUUGGUCUUCCUGUUCUGGGGAAGAUUGGUUUGUGGCUCCUGCACUUCUGUGUGCUUAUUUCUUUGUCCUCAUCUUCAAAGAUCAGUUGGUUGGUGAGUACAUUCAACUGCACUUCUGUGCUUUUUCUUUGUCAGCCAUUCUUGUUUUCUUUGCUCCACAGUGACUGAUCUGAUAGGCCUCCAGAUACCAAAGACACUGUUGUCAGAAUGGUCAGUGGAUGUGUGUAGGUGAAGUGACUGUAAUUCUGAAAGUUUUCUGUUGGAAAGUCAGAAAAAAUGUUUUGGAGGUUGUGGAGAUAAUGAGGGAUGGGUUCUAAAUACACAUGUAAAAGAAAACUAAUAGGAUAUUGUUGAUGGAACUUUGGAAGCAUUUGCAGGAAUUCUGUUAGGCCCUCUGAUUUGGCUUUCCAGAAAGGUAUGUUGACUGUUGCAAUGAGAGCAUCAUGAAUUCUGUUUGCAGCUUAUUGUUUGUUAAUACAUCCCCACUGUACCAAGAUGUGUUUGCUGCCGUAAAUCUAACAGAAACUUCUAGUACAGACAUAAUUUUAAUAUGCUGAUUGAAAAUCCCUGAUGGUUUCAGAAAGUUGUUACACUUCCACUGAGAUUGUAGUACGGUACUGUACAAUUACUUUAUAGUAAUCAUUAACGUCUUUUAUUGGUACUCUUCUAGUUUUUGUCUGCUCUCUGUUCUUUUGCAGCGUUCUUCCCCUUCAUCCAUCUGUAGUUGGAUGCAGUAUCUUGUUGGUUGUGUUUGGCGUUUCUUUUUUAUCUGUCUUGAUAAAUCACUUUUUGUUUAUACAGUUAAUAAUGAUAAUUAAUCACAAAGCCAGACUUGCUUUGGAAUUCACCCUGUCGUGUUGAUCAUAAUUUGUCAGUCAGAAACAGAGAAGUAUUAUCACAGUAUGUAAUACGUUGAGUAGAAUUACUAUUUAUCAGUGUUACUUCCUUCAUAUAUUAGCUUGAGACCUAUGUAGAUAGGUCUCUUGGGUAUUGCUGAGGAAUUACUGCUUCAACAUUUGGCACUCUAUCUUUCAAAUAUACAACCAAAAGGUGAUUGAAUCAGACUGUGUGUUAAUAAUACUAUAUUGAGGGCAUUUUUCCUGGCUUCAUCCUGGAAAGCAGUGCAAUUUGGCUCCAGCCCUUCCCUCCCCCCCCCCCCCCCCCCCCCCCCCAUCAACGCUGUUUAUCUUUUUAGCUAAAGCUGCUUACUAGUAAUUACCAGAAGCACCUGAUAGUUGCCUGCUCCUUUCUUACACUCUUAUACUCAACUUCGUCUGCUCUGUCCUUUUUUCAAAGCCAGGAGGGCUCCUUGAAGAUGUCUGGCUCAUUUUACUUCAACCUGUCUGGGUAUUUGCUGUUUAACUGCUGAGGUUUUUCUACUGCUUGUUCUCCUGAAUCCUUAAACUAUCAAGUUGUCAGAAGUAGCUGCUAUGGAAUCAAGACCAGCUAAACCAAGAAGAUGUGUUCAAGAUGAUCCAGCCAGAAGACUUCUUACUUUAUAGAAAUUCUGAUCUCAUUUAAUAUGUAAUAUCAUUCGACUAACUUAAGUUCAGUUAUUUUUCUUGAAAUUAAGACACCCGUGGCCUUCAUCAGAAAUGUUUCUAACAUUUUCAAGGAAAAACAUGUCCCAGAAACUAAGCAUGUUUUUACUAGUUUUUGGAAUCAUUUGGGGUUUGAUGUUGCUACGCUACACUUUUCAGUAUCCAAGACGUCAAAGCAGUGCUGAGCUGCGUGGUCAGAUAUUAGACCUAAGUAAAAGAUAUGUCAAAGCACUGGCAGAAGAAAAUAAGAAUUUAAUGAAUGGUGGCAGUGGAGCCUCUGUAGCAGGAUAUGCUGAUCUUAAGAGAACAAUUGCUGUUCUUCUGGAUGACAUCUUACAACGUCUUGUGAAAUUGGAAAACAAAGUGGAUUACAUCAUUGUGAAUGGUUCAGCAACAAAUACCACUAAUGGAACUAGCAACCAAGUGUCAGUAAAUUCAAGUAAACGUGCAAAAGCAGCAGGCAACAUCAGAUAGCAAAGCAGGCUAUGUUGUGUUGCUACGUGUAUGAUAGGUCAUAAUUAAGACAGGCUUUUUAUCUCUGGCUAGGGCAAAGCAAUAGCUGACUCUAAAUGAAGCAUACGCUAUUCUGUUGAAGAAUGUGCUGGAUAUAUAUACGUAUAGGCCUAACUUAUGUGCAUAAGGUUCUUAAAGCACUAUUUCAUUGCCUUUGAGCAGUGCUUCUAAAGUGAUCUUUGUUGUCAUCAUUUGAUGUAGUAUGCCCUUGGAUAAUAACAGUAAAUGGACAGCAAUGAGGAAUUUAGAGGUAGGUUUAUAAAUGUAUUUAUUUAAGUAUAAAUAUAGCAUAUCUUUUGGAUAGGUGAGCAGCAUUGUAGCUUAUUCAUUUUUGUGAUCUGCAUUAAACAGGUAACUGAGGAGAACAUUGUUAAACAGAUGUUAGAAAAUGUGUAUACUUAACAGUAUUUUGUUACUCAUUUACUAAAAUAUUAAAUCGAGGAUAGCGCUUUGGGGGGAUAAUGUUUUAGAAUUGUGACCCAAAGAAUGUCUUUAUUUGCACUAUCAGAAUAGCUAGAGAGAAUUUACUGUAUAUUUAAGAAAAUCGAUUAUAAUAGGAAAGCAUCCUAGGUAGUUACACUGUUCAGGUGUAUCCUUGUGUCAAAAUUAGGGCAGUUAGAUUACCAAAAGCAAACAGAAUCUGUGAGAUCUUACGAUUAUUUCUUACUAAGAUAUUUAAGUGUAUGUAUUUUGUAACUGCAGAUGAAACUAUUUAAGUGAUGGAAAUAAGUUUUAGAUAUGUGAAUACUGUUUAUUUUUACUCACUGCUGUUUCUUUUUAACUCUUGAGUAACUUGCAGUUUGUGAUGAGAAUAGCACACCAUCUCCCUGAAAUGCUUCCUUGAUCAGGAGGGAGAGCAACGAAGGGAGACGAGGCAUCUCUGCCUUUAACAGAGAUAUGUACUAAAGGUGUCUUAUCAUGGAAUAUUUCAGAGCUAAGGUAAUAUUUGCCUUAUGUCUAAGUUAGCCUUAUAGCAAAGUGAAUUGCAGUGUGGAUGCACUGUAUUUCAAAAUGUUACUGAAGUCACAUUCAAGUGCCACUGAGCCUGUUUUUUUAAAGUGUAGUGAAUGGUGAAUGUUUUGCAGGGAGGGGAAGGGUAUGUUCAGGGACUUCUGCCAAAAAUGUGCUAUUUAUUUAUCUUCUAAUGUGAGUGGGUCUUUUCUUUGCUUUUUUUUUUUUUAAGUGGUGGUCAAAUUUUAAUUAAGGAAAAACAUGCAGUAGAAAUGGAGGUGCUGGAUGAUAUACCAUCCAAAGUCACGUGUCUUUUGUUUUUUCCCUGCUGUUACUCUGGAUUUGUAUGAUGGAAAACAUAGUUAGAACCAUAGCAGACAGAUAACAUUUUUUUUUCCCGUCAAAUUAUGUGUAAAGUUGUACUUCCUUGCAGAAAGAGGAAAAUAAAUUUUUAAUUGUACUUACAAA